This is a messenger RNA of Anolis sagrei ordinatus, 5602 nucleotides long. RefSeq names its product cingulin (gene CGN). Gene Ontology annotation, biological process: microtubule cytoskeleton organization. The record is from RefSeq and is a predicted model, not a curated record. Gene Ontology annotation, molecular function: microtubule binding. Gene Ontology annotation, cellular component: bicellular tight junction; myosin complex. NCBI's taxonomy places the organism in Eukaryota, Metazoa, Chordata, Lepidosauria, Squamata, Anolidae.
GAGAGCGCGGCGGCGAGAGAGAGCAGAAGGCGUGAGGCGCCGAGGAGAGCGGGUCGGGAAGGCUCCCUGAGGCCAGGAGAGGAUCCUUGGAGGCCCCGAACCCGUAGGACAUGGACCACCAUAUGAAUGGCACCAUGGCGGAGGAGCACAGCCCCAUGGACUAUGGGGUCCAGAUCCGUUUCAUCAAUGAUCUCAAAGAGCCCAGCAAGUCCCAGAAGCUCCGUCCCAAGGCCUCCAAGCCGGGCUCUUAUGGGGUGGCGGUGCGGGUCCAAGGCAUCGACGGCCAGCCCUUCGUGGUCCUCAACAGUGGCGAGAAAGGGGGGGACUCCUUUGGGGUGCAGAUCAAAGGUGAGAGCAAAUACGGGAUGCCCUCCCGGAGCCCGCAGGUCGAGGAGGCCUUCCCAGGAUCCCCUGGGGCUGCUUCAUCAUCUAAGGAUGCAUCGGGGUCUAUCAGCUCCGACUCCGACCUGCCGGAGAACCCGUACGGCAUGAAGCCCACCCGUUAUGGCUCUCACUACAGCACAUCAGACGAGGAGCAGGUCCCGAAGCGGGGGGUUCCGAAAUCGGACAGCCUGGACGGGGCCCGGUUGUCCCGCAAUAGCAUCGCUUCACCCCCUCAGGGAGGCUACCGGACUCUGCCCCAUAAGAAGUCCUCCGGGGAGCAGCUGCGGCGGACGCAAUCCCACGGCUCCCUCCUCAGCUCCGAAUCCCAGGAUCUGGCCCCUCCUCGGACUCUGCCUGCUCCCGCUCCCCAGACAACGGGAGGAGCGGCGCGGAGCAACAGCCUCAUGAACCUCGCUGGACGCAGACUGUCCAGCCCCAGGGAAGACGGCGGCGUUGUCACCGGGUUGCGACCCGUCCAGAAGUCCCCCCAAUUUGGUUCGGACGGGAAUCCGGCUGCCGACACGGGAGGCGACGUUGAAGGCAGUGAUAUCGACACUAAGCCCCUCUCCUCGGUUGACUCGCUCAUCCACAAGUUCGAUGGGAAGGCCCAGAACCGAGGCCGGGCCUCCCGGAGAAGCCGCAUGUCUCUGGACGACCGGAAGCGCUCGCAGAGCCUGGACGGGAGAGUUGCUCUCCAUGACACAGCCGAUUCCCGGGAGUUGAGUAUGAAGGACAGCCAGGGGGGAUUCAGAGAGGGAGUGCGGCUUUCUGUGUUGAAGCAGCUCGGAUCGGGCAACGCUUCAGGGACCAGGAGCCUCGGCCGACCCGUCGGGUCGCAGCAGAAGCAGAAUGGGUUGGACAAGUCCAAGCUGACUCGGGAGUGGGUCAACAAGACCGUGGAGGAGCCCGGGAAAGUGCCAUCAGACCUGCAGCUGAAGUCCACCCCAGACCUUCUGAAGGACCAGCAAGAAGUAUCUCAGCCCGGAAGCAGCGAGUAUGUGAAAGAGCUGAUCUACAACAUCCUGAAGGAAGGAAGCACCGAGAGCGAUGCGGCGACGAAGAGGAAGACCAACCUCGUCUUUGAGAAAAUGGAAGCGUUCACUGCGGUCCCUUCCGCAGCACCGAGCACAUCCCAGGCAAACGAAUGGAAGCAGAAGGCCGAAGAGCUGCAGCGGAAACUGGACAAGCAGACCGAGAGGCUGGAGCUUUCCCAGGAGAACCAGCGAAAGGGGGCCCCUCGCAACCUGGAGCUUCGCCUGGAAGAGCUGGAGGAAGAAUGCCGCCGGCUGCGGGAAGCCCUUGAGAAGAAGAGCCAGGAGCUCCAGAGCAGUUGGAAAGAAUUGAAGGAGGCGAAAGCAGCCAAGGAGGAAACGGAGGCCAAGGUGGCCGACUUGGAAGAGCAGCUGACGGAGAUGCAGGAGGCCCUCGACCGCUUCCGGGAGACGAGCGGAGGAGGCGCUCCGGACAGGGACGAGGUGCUGAAAGAGCUGCUGGAGACCCAGGAGGCACUGGAGGAGACCCUUGCGGCGAAGCAGAAGGUGGAUGAGCACCUGCGCCAGCGCGAACGCGAGCUGACGGCACUGAAAGGGGCCCUGAAGGAGGAGGUGGCCAACCACGAUCGGGAGCUAGAUCGGGUCCGGCAGCAGUACCAAGAAGACAUGGAGCAGCUGCGGCGCAACAUGGAGGAUGUCUCACAGGACCAGGCCAGUCUGGAGGCCGAGCGGCAGAAGAUCAACUCGGUGGUGCGGAACCUGCAGCGGGAGUUGGAGGAGAACAGCGAGGAGACGACGCACUGGAAGGAGAUGUUCCAGAGGAACAAGGAGGAGCUGCGCAACGCCAAGCAGGAACUGAUGCAGGUGAAGGUAGAGCGGGAGGAUUUUGAGGAGGAGCUGAAAGAGAUGCGCGACCGCUUCAACUCAAUGCAGAAGGAGCUGGACCAAGUCCGGAACGAUCCCGAGAACGACGGGCAGGCCAGCGCCCUCCGAAAGGAGUUGCGUGAGGUCCGGGACCAGCUUCGAGAGCUGACCCUGGAGAAGCAGGCCCAGGACGAGGUGCGGCGUCAACGCGAGCGGGAGGUGAGCUCCCUGAAGGCGGCCCUCAAGGAGGAGCGCUCCCGCCACGAAGGCGAGGCGGCCGAGAUGAAGCGGCAGUUCCAGCAGGACGCCCAGCAGCUCCGGAAGGAUUCCGAGGAGGCCUUCAAGGUGAAGGCAGCCCUGGAGGGGGCGAAGGAGGCUACGGAGCAGACCAAGAAGGCGGUGGAGACCACGCUGCGGGAGACGCAGGAGGAGAACGACGACCUGCGACGGAGGAUCCUGAGCCUGGAGACGCAGGUCAAGGAGUACCGGCACUUUGCGGACAACUGGCAGGGCAUCGAGGCCCGGCUGAAGGAGAAGAUUGCCAAGAUGGAGGGGGACCGCAAGCAGAUGGAGGUGUCCCUGGAGGAGGCCUCGGACCAGGAGGAGGAGCUGCUGAUGGCCAAGCGCUCGCUGGAGAGCCGCCUGGAAGAGGCCCAGCGCAGCCUCAACCGCCUCUCCCGGGAGCACCAGGACCUGAGCGCCUCCUUGCACGAAGAGGUCAAGCAGAAGGAGCAGCUCAAGAGGGCCAAGGCCGAGCUGGAGGACGAGAAGCGCCUGCUGGACAAGAGCGUCGCCAAGCUGACCAAAGAGCUGGACCAGAUGGCGCAGGAGUCGCACGGGGCUCUCUCCUCGCUUCAGUCGCAGCUGGAAGAGUACAAGGAGCGGUCCCGCAAGGAGAUCACUGACACGCAGAAGCAGGCCAAGGACCGCAACGCCGAAGUUGAGAAGAUGCAGUACAACCUGGGGAGACUGCAAGACGAGGUGACGCGGCUGAAGCAGGCGCUGCAGGACAGCCAGGCCGAGCGGGAGAACGCCGUGUUGGACAAAGAGCUGCUGGCCCAGCGCCUCCACAACCUGGAGCAGGAGAUGGAGACCAAGCGGAGGGCCCAGGACGACCGCUCCCGCCAGGUGAAGGCCCUCGAGGACAAAUCGAAACGCCUGGAAGUGGAGCUGGACGAGGAGAGAAGCACGGUGGAGCUGCUGACGGAGAGGAUCAACCGGACGAGGGACCAGAUCGACCAAUUGCGAGCCGAGCUGUUGCAGGAGCGCUCCGCCCGCCAGGAUUUGGAGUGCGAUAAGAUCUCGCUGGAAAGACAGAACAAAGACCUCAAGAGCCGACUCACCAGCUUCGAAGGGUUCCAGAAACCGAGCGCCAACGUCUCGCAACUGGAGUCGCACAUCCAGGAGUUGCAGGACAAGCUCCAGGCCGAAGAAAGAGAGAAAAGUGUCUUGGUCUCGUCGAAUCGCAAACUGGAGCGGAAGGUGAAGGAGCUCACCAUCCAAAUCGAUGAUGAAAGGCAGCACGUCAAUGACCAGAAAGACCAGCUGAGCCUGAGGGUCAAGGCCCUGAAGCGGCAGGUGGACGAGGCGGAGGAGGAGGUCGAGCGCUUGGAGGCCGCCCGGAAGAAGGCCCAAAGGGAGCUGGAAGAGCAGCACGAGUUCAACGAGCAGUUGCAGAGCCGCAUCAAGGCACUGGAGAAGGACCUCUGGCGCAAAGCCGCCCGCUCCACGGCCGAGUCCUCCCUGAAGGACGACCACUUGAGCUCCGACGAGGAAUUCGACAGCGCCUACGGCCCGUCCUCCAUCGCGUCCCUCUUGACGGAGGCCAACCUCCAGACCAGCUCUUGCUAGCGGGCUCUGGACCCAUGGGGCCACCUUUGGGCGGACAUUUCGAAAUCCUGAAAAAAUGAUACGUCGCUUGCGCAGGUUUCCGUCCGACGAGACAACGGAGGAGGACGCCGACCUCGACGUAGAGCAACUGUAGAUAAAAUAGAUGCCUUGUCGACCAGAAAGGGGGGAGAUGUUAUUUUUGUGUUGUGGGAAAGGGGUUGGGAAGAGGCAGAGCGGAAAACGAGACUGAAUAAUAUCUUGAAGAAGUUAUUUUUGUGGGAAAGGGGUUGCGAAGAGUCCGAGCGGAAAACGGGACGGAAUAAUAUCGAACGUUCCACAUGGCGCCCCCUUGAUCUGGUUCUCAGGGCAUUGGUGAAUGACUACGGAACAGCAUCUUCUUGUUUUGAUAACCAAAUUCAAAUUUCCUUCUCUGUAUAUAUAUCGGGGUGGGGUUUUCGGGGGGGAGGGUAUUUUCUUUCGUGGUAUGUGCCUCGAACGCAUGUGGACCGAAUUGGAUGUGCAAUAAUGUAAUCGGGGAGAUCGGCGAAUGUGUCUUGCGGGGACGGCCGGGCCCCUGUUUUCUCUGCAUGUUGGCCUUGAGCGGAAUGGGAUCCCAGGGUUACUGAACCGUCGAUUGUUGCAUCUUGGUUUGUGCUUGAACGACCCUCGAGAUUUCGGCAGAAGAGGAUGCACCCCUCUUUCUUCCUCUGUUGCCGUGCCUGGUAUUCCUUUCUGGGGUUCCCCGACUGCUCUUCCACACUGGAAUGUUAUAGCGCUACAAUCCCGCUUCAGUUUCCAAGCUUCCGUCCUAUGGGAUUGAGAGACGGACACUUAGGAUCCUCAGCCAGAGAGUUCUAGUGCUCCCGGGAUUCGGCGGAAGGCUAAAGCGUAGAUUCUUGGACAUGCCAUUCGCUCCCUAAGCAAAAUUUCGGGAAGGAACGGACACUUUUCUUUCGAUUCUUGAGUUUUCGGAUCGUAUUCGAGCAGCUGCUGGAGCGCCACCACCUUCUCGUUGGGUUCCGGGAGCACCUCAAACGCCGCUGACAUUUGCUUUCUGCUUUACAGUCGCUGGUAUUUUUAUAGGUUGAGAUGCCCUGUCUAUUAGUAAGUGGCCUUCCCUUUCCUUCCAGCCUUUUUCUGUGUCUGGAACGAAGCUUGAUACUGGACCCACUGAAGUAGCAUUCUCCAACUCAGUCCUCAAACUAUUGAUCAUUGAUUACGCUGCAUGGGAAGGGGGUGAGAGUUGUAGUAUCUUAAGACUCCCAGAGUGAGGUCUAGAUCUCCUUAUGGACUGAAAAGGAGAGGAAAGAUAGUAUAUCGCAGCAUUAGCAAAAUAUUGUGGAUUCCGGUAACUCCUGACAUCGUGGCGCAUGCACUUGUGCCAUGGUACCAUGCAUUUUGGGAUGGUACUUUACUUGUUAAGAGCUAACCCACCAGGCCUGCCUUUCCAACAUUUAAAAUCAUUGGGUUGUUGUGAGUUUAUAAUAAAUGUGUUGUCGAAGGCGUUCAUGGCCAGUGAGCCAAACUAAUAA